UUGGAACGCUGUUGCUGACUUUGUAUACAUUCAGUAACUGACGAGCUGAGGUAGGUCGCUUAUGUGCGGGCACUGGACUUGGACUGAAACCUUUCUCUGGUUUUGGCAGUACUAUGAGGUGCUAGUGCUAAGAGGUUCAUUUUAUAGUGGACGAUUCUGCAGAGAAAAGAGCAGCACAUGGAUGGUUCUGUUUCGCAGGAUACCUACGAGUACAUGUUAACUGCAGCAUCAAGAUUUAUCAGAUGUGUUUAACACUAAUAAUUACCUGUUUGCACCAAUAGGCAGAGCAUGGUCUGCAGAAAACAUGGAAACUCUAAAGACACAAAAAACGCGAGCAGCGUAAUAGGUAUCUUGUGUGUCAUGUUUCUCACAAAUGGUGUAAAAGGUAUAAAUGUCCAACAUAUGGCUUCAGGACUGUCCGAAGAGAGCUGCACAGGUGUGGACCAGAAUGUUUCUUCCAAGAAAGACGCCUUCAUCAAGAAACUGGAAAGUCAGUGCCGGCAACAGCGAAGCACUUCUUUCCUAUGCAGCAAUAUUCGCCUGCUCGUCGCCAUAACAAGCAAAGAGUCUAUCUGCUCAGAUCUAAUACGGAACCUGGAGCAGUUAAAUCACCACAAAAACUUCGGUGGCGCUAGAAGUAUAAAAGAGUUACCGCGAAGACCAGCAAGAUCGAUGAGGUACGAAGGUGAAAAAAUAAAAGACCAGUUAAAGAAUAACACAACUGGAACUGUUCGAAAGUUAGAGAAUUAUACAACACACAUGAUCGCCAGUAACAAGGAACUAGUACAGUUGGAUAAUUUAGUAGCGAAGGAAGUCAACAUUGAUGAUUUAUUACAUAGCAAAAACCUGCUGCAGGGAAAUGCACACAGUGGGUUAGAAAAGAUCGCAAGGGAAAAUGAAGUGGAAUUUGAAGGAGCAGGUGACGGCGAAAUAAUAGAUUCGACAGAAGAACAAAAGUUGGCUACAGAUGAACGACGUUCUUUCGAAGUACGUGGGACGGAAUACUUGCAAAUUGGAAAGUAUAAUCUUGAGAAAGAGACACAAAAUACUGAUGGUAGAGAGAAAAAUAAUGUCGCCGGAAACUCACAGAACGCAUCUUACAGCGUCGUGCGGCCCGUAUCGAGAGGAAGUAUACGUCAGCGAAAUAGCUCUUCUGAGACAGGAAACGAGGUGCAAUCGGGAAGCGCUUGGCGGCCGGAAGAUUGGCAGGAUCUUCUGGAUGCGGCGUCGCGACGCCUGCUGCCCGGCUCGCUGCCUCGGGGUCUGCUCUCCUGGGCGGGUCGCCAGCUGCUGCAGUGGCUGGAGCGUCUCCUAGGAAACGCCGACGUCGUACAAGGACGAGGCAAAAAGAAGGGCUCGGAGAUGUUGAUGAUGUUGCUGGUGGGAGCCAUGAAGAGUACCGGCAUCAUGACAGCGACUUAUGGGAUCACCAAGUUGUUAGCAUGGAAGGCCCUCGCGAUCGGCACUGCAGCUCUUACGCUCGUAGGAACCAUCGCCUUCAAGAAGGGUCUGGGUGGCGGAGGUGGUGACAGUAAGGAGGUGUACAUAUAUGCCGGCAAGACUGGAGGCGGAGGAGGGUGGCCAAGUGCUGCUCCGUGGCCUGGUGGGGGCUGGGAGCCCAGUGGUGGUGGGGGUUGGAAAGGUGCCGUGCUGAUAUUAGGAAACCCUUUUAUUUCCAUCUUCAACCAGGUGUUCCUCCCUUACGAGUUGAACGCAUUUGGUUAG
This is a messenger RNA of Schistocerca gregaria, 1725 nucleotides long. RefSeq lists its product as uncharacterized. The transcript has 3 exons. NCBI's taxonomy places the organism in Eukaryota, Metazoa, Arthropoda, Insecta, Orthoptera, Acrididae. Bases 289 to 1725 code for a protein of 478 amino acids. The record is from RefSeq and is a predicted model, not a curated record.